CUCCGUGAUGUUCUACAGGUCACCUUCAACCAUGUCGCCGCCCUCCAAAAACCGAUUCAAGCGGCAAAGUCGGAUAUUCUCCCAGGUCUUGUAUCGGACGCUGAGCUACAAGGACCGCGGCUCGCUGGCUGGUUAUUUGGGGGCGAACAAGGAGGACCCAUCUGAGCUCUCCACCCAAGUUUCGGCUCCUGGAGUUCUCAAGAUCUUUGGAUGUCACAUCUCUGUAGGCACCCAUUACAAAAGUGUCUUGGCCACCGGAAGCUCAAGUGCCCGAGAGCUGUUGAAAGAAGCCCUUGAGAGGUAUGGGCUCAGCAGGGUAGAUGUGGGCCAUUACGUCCUCUGCGACGUGGUCGGGACCUUCGCUGGCUCGGAGAAGCAGUGGAAGAUGGAAGGGCUGAGAAUCCUGAGGGACCACGAGAAGCCGCUCGUGAUCCAGGACCUUUGGAAGCCGCGGGAAGGUUUCUCUCGAAGGUUUGAGCUCCGGAGGAGGUCCGAAGUGGAGGAGAUGACGGCCAAGGACAAAGACACCGUCACCGCAGGAAUUAACGCCCAGGCUCGGAAGCUCCAGCGCAACCGCACCAAAGGCACCAUGACCCUAUUGAGGGCUUGCCAUACUUCGCCCCCCAGCCUUCGGCGCACCGUCAGCGAGACCAGCCUUAGCCAAGCGGGCCCACCGGAGGACCAGAAAGAGGAGGGGCCUCUUCGGCGGCACUACUCCACACUGCCGGAGACCCUCCGAUGCAUGGAAGGGGUACCGGAUGGGCGAGCGGCGGCUGCCCUUGAAGAGCCGAAUGGGGGUAACACCUUGAGACUCUCACUCUAUCAGUCCCCACAUCUGCUGCUCCUUCAGGGAUACAGCCAGCAACACGACAGGCUGGUGUACCUCUUGAACCGCGAGCAACACACCGUUGGCCAACGGACUCAAUCCAGCAAGCCGAGCAUUAGCCUCUCGGCGCCCGACAUCCUUCCUCUCCACUGCUCCAUCCGGCGGGCGAAGCUGCCCACCCGUUCUCGCCACCGCUCCGAGGAGAAGCUCAUCUUGGAACCCAUCCCGGGCGCCAGCGUCUCCAUCAACUUCUCCGAGGUGCGGAAGACGGCGGUGCUCCGUCACGGCGACCUCAUCUCCCUCGGCCUCUCCUACCUCUUCCUCUACAAGGACCCGCUCAAAACUCAGCUGCUGCCCACCCAGACGCUGGUGAAGCUGAAGGCCAUGCGCCGGGCUCCCGAGCUGUUGUCAUCGACCCCCUGCAAGAUGUGUGGCGCCCACUUCAAAGACAAAGCCUCCUCUUCCAAAAAGCAAGAGGCCCAGCCCUCCUCCGGCCGGAAGAGCAGCCGGAGGAAGCUGCAGCUGGAAUUUGACAAGGCCAACGAAGACCUCCUGCUGAGAAGGAUCAUGACCCUCAUCGAUCCCACCGGAGAUGACCACAAGUUGACCCCGGCCUUCUUGCUGUGUCUCUGCAUCCAGCACUCGGCCACCCAUUUUAGGCUGGGAGACUUUGGGCAGAUGCUACUCAAGGCGACGAAGAUGGUUCAGAAGAGCGUGUGG
Molecule: messenger RNA, 1546 nt
Organism: Thamnophis sirtalis
Lineage: Eukaryota; Metazoa; Chordata; Lepidosauria; Squamata; Natricidae
Source: RefSeq, a predicted model, not a curated record